UCCAUAAUGCCUGAAGUGCGAGACCUCUCAGAUGCCUUGCCUGACUUGCCGAUGGAUCCCAUCACGGGUGUUGGUGUGGUUGCAUCCCGGAACCGAGCACCGACAGGUUAUGAUGUAGUUGCACAAACAGCAGAUGGCUUGGAUGCUGACCUCUGGAAAGAUGGCUUAUUUAAAUCCAAGGUCACAAGAUACCUGUGCUUCACGAGAUCAUUUUCAAAAGAAAAUAGUCAUUUAGGCAACGUCUUGGUUGAUAUGAAGCUCAUUGAUAUCAAGGACACUUUACCUGUGGGCUUCAUCCCCAUCCAGGAGACCAUCGAUACACAAGAAAUAGCUUUCAGAAAGAAGAGGCUGUGCAUUAAAUUCAUCCCUCGAGAUUCUACAGAAGCAGCGAUCUGUGAUAUCCGAAUCCUGGGUAGAUCUAAACAAGCCCCUCCUCAGUACACGUUCAUAGGGGAGUUGAACAACAUGGGCAUUUGGUACCGGAUGGGCAGAGUUCCACGCAACCAUGAAUCUUCACAGCCUGCGACUCCUCCUUCCCAAGUAUCGUCUUCGACACCAGCUCCGAACCUGCCGAGGUGA
Messenger RNA from Fulmarus glacialis (Northern fulmar), 579 nucleotides. RefSeq names its product multivesicular body subunit 12B (gene MVB12B). NCBI's taxonomy places the organism in Eukaryota, Metazoa, Chordata, Aves, Procellariiformes, Procellariidae. The coding region runs from base 7 to 579 and encodes 190 amino acids. The transcript has 5 exons. Gene Ontology annotation, biological process: regulation of epidermal growth factor receptor signaling pathway; virus maturation; viral budding. The record is from RefSeq and is a predicted model, not a curated record. Gene Ontology annotation, cellular component: ESCRT I complex; late endosome.